Molecule: messenger RNA, 3668 nt
Organism: Leucoraja erinaceus (little skate)
Lineage: Eukaryota; Metazoa; Chordata; Chondrichthyes; Rajiformes; Rajidae
Gene: rnf182
Product: ring finger protein 182
Exons: 3
Coding region: 1588-2328 (246 amino acids)
Source: RefSeq, a predicted model, not a curated record
GGUGAUACGUUCUCAUCCACCUGAGUGCUACGUGGAGUCAUAUUACCCCGCCGUGCUAGCUGGCCUGGAUUGUAGCCAUGCUCCAGACUGUCUGUGGAUUGCACUGUGAACAGACACCAUCUGCCCACCGCUGAGGCUGGGGUGGGUGUGAAGGGACUGCAGCCUCGAAGCAGGUUCACUGACUAAAAAACCUCCCCUACGAUCAGAGCCCAGUCGCUAUUUGAAGGUUAUGGAGCUGCUGCUGCAGCGGCAGCGUGGGACGAGUCUCUGAAUGGUAACAAGCUUUAUUCAUUUUUUUUUUUGAUUCUCGCCGUUGCCAGGGCGACGGGGAUGAUCAGAGCCACAAUGGAGCUACAAAUGUGUACUGCACAGUUGCGAUGAUGGAGGGCUUGAUAGAGGGCAACGCUCCCUAAAACCGCGAUAUAACAGUCACGAUGAACUAUUUUUCUGGGCUCGGCCAACAACGUCUCGUCUCCGAGUCAAAAGAUCGGGCAUCCGAGCUACACCCCAGGAACUGAACACAUGCCCCCAACCAGGGACUCACAGUAUCAUUUGAAAGCAAGGUGUUAUCUUUCAGAUUAGCUGUUGAAUCAAGGAGCGAUCUGCUUGCUGAGCCAAAUGUAAAAGAUCCCAUGGCGUUACCUGAAGAAGGAGAUUGAAUUCUCAUGGUAUCUUGGCCAAUGUCCAUCCGUCAGAUAGACAGAUAGUCGGACAAUUUACUCACUUGGGACUUUCAGCGUGAAAAGCAGCCCUUCUUUACCUCUGGCAUAUCGUGACGGCAGUUGGAGAAUUGCCCAAUUUCAGCCCUUUAUCUGGACGGUUCAAAGAGUUUACAUGGCAUUCAUCUCAUAUUUCGCUUGGGCAGCUUACAACCCAGCGGUAUGAAUAUUGACUUCUCCAACGUCCAAGUAACCCUUGCUUUCCCACUCUUUCCAUCCCUCCCCCACCCUAGUUCUCCGACUAGUUUCACUGUCCACCUGAUUAAUUUUACUGAUUGGACGCCUCAUUGUCACCUUCCCCUCAGCUAACGAUGGACCUUUCUACAUUUCCCUUGAUCACCGUCCGCUUUGAUCUGCCCUUUUCACACCUCUCCCUUACGUGUCUCUAGACUCCCUCUCCCCUGAAUUUGAGAUUCCAGCUACCAAGGCAGAUGUGCACAGCAAUUCGUUCUUCCCCCGCACAAUUAGAGCAUGGAAUAAUCUUCACCCUACCAUAGUUACCCAACCAGAUGCAACUACAUUUAAGGUAGCUCUUUCUUCCCAAAAACCCUUUCUGGCCUAAGUCCACCCUCCACCACCACCUCCAGUUUAAAUUCAAUUUGGAAUAUUUUGGAGGACCAAUAAACCAAGAACCAAGACUCUCAGUCCCUCCACCACCUCCAGUUUAAAUUCCAUUUGGAAUAUUUUGGGGGAGCAAGAAACCAAGAACCAAGUCCGAAGGAGGGUCUCGACCCGAAGCGUCACCCAUUCCUUCUCACCAGAGAUGCUGCCGGUCCCGCUGAGUCGCUCCAGCAUUUUGUGUCUAUUUUCAGUGUAAACCGGCGUCUGCAGUUCCAUCCCACACGCUGAGAUACAUCCUUGCCCGGCCAUGGGUGAGCAGACUGCGGAGGUGUCCGCCGCUGAGAGGCAGCUGUUUACCUCCGAGGAGCUGGAAUGCAAGAUCUGCUACAACCCGUACAAUCUGAAGACCAGGAGGCCCAAGCUGCUGGAGUGCUUCCACAGGGUGUGCUCCAAAUGCCUGCACAAGAUGGUCGACUUCGGCGACUGCUCGCUGGGCAUCAUCAGCUGCCCCUUCUGCAGAUACGAGACCAGCGUACUGGAGGACGUGGGCGGCCUCCCGGACGACAGCAACGUGGUUGCCGCCCUGGCCUGCAGGGAGAGGAGCCGGAGGCCCAACUUGGACAACCCGUCGGAGCUGCUGCUGUCCCCGAAGAGGCUGGCUUCCUUCCAGAGCCCCUCCCGCGCCUCCUCCAACUGCCUCGUGAUCACCAUCAUGGAGGUCCAGAGGGAUUCCCCGCAGUCGCAGGGCUCGGCCCCGGCCGUGGAGUUCUACAACGCCAGCUUCGACUCCAUGGGCUCCGUGUCUCGGCAGUGGGCCGUUUGGAACUGCACCCCCCUCCUGUGCCAGACGGUGGGCAGAAUCCUGGUCUGGCUGCUGGGCCUCCUGUACUUCAGCUCGCUGCCCCUGGGAGUCUACCUGCUGGUGAUCCAGAAAGUCACCCUGGGCAUCAUCUUCGUCAGCCUGGUCCCCUCCAGCCUCGUCAUCCUCAUGGUCUACGGUUUCUGCCAGUGCUUGUGCCACGAGUUUCUGGAUUGCAUAUCUUCCUGAAAGGAAAAGGAUAUCCCAGAGUAAGUGCGAGCUUACAGUGUGAGGCAGUGAUGCGGCGAGGAGUCGAGGCACCUUGUUUCGUAUUAGGUCGGGGUGGUGAACUGUGUAACUGUUGCCGUUGUACUUAACUGAAGAGACCUCCCUGGUGGUAGUAGAUUAUUUACGUUCUAUGGUACUUUGUAUGCCACGUGUACUGAGGUACAGCGAAAUUCAUUUCUGUAUGCAGUUCAGUACAAGGAUCACUAUACAUGAGCACUUCAGGGGUCAUGGGGAGAAGGCAGGAGAAUGGGGUUGAGAGGGAGAGAUAGAUUUGCCGUGAUUGAAUGGCGGAAUAGACUUGAUGGGCCGAAUGGCCUAAUUCCGCUCCUAUCACUUUUGGCCUUAGAUGCGCCUCAGAUAAGCAUCUCAGAUACAGUACGAGUGUAUCAGAAAGUAUACAGUCGCCAGUUUGGAGCCAUUUUCAGGUCCCAGUUGUUUUGAGUGCAGGGUUCUUGGCCUGUCCAUGAAGGCCCGUUGUCAUGGCGACGUUGCAGGGUCGGCCUGGGCAAGCGUAGCCGUGGUGUCCUCCACCGCUGUAGGCCGCGUCCGGUCCACAUGCUCGGCCUCUUGGAGCGGCGCCCGGUCCAGCCGAGCCCCAGGUGCUGCAGGGCGGUUACCUGUAACGACUGUACAUCUCCUCGGGAUGUGAUAUAUAUACAUAUAGAUAGAUAUAUAUAUAUAUAUACACUCUUGCUGCACAUUUUAUCGAGUACAAUCAAGAGUUUCGAAGGACGAGCGGGGCAAUAAAUCAUUCGCAUCAUCACGUUGACAGAUGGGAAGGAGCAUUUUAACAAAACCCUUAAUAGACCUUUAAAUCUAAGCGGCCUAUGGCCUUCUGAUAGGAAUGGAUCUAACCCAGUCCUUAUAUAUCAUGUGGUAUAAAUCCUGAGGAAAAGAUUCAUGCUCACCAUAAAACAUUCGGACAGAUGGGUUAUGGAUUUUCUAGGACUUAGCAUAUAGAGUUCGCCAAUAAAAUAAAUUAAACCGGAACUUCCUGAUGGGUAGCACGGUGGCGCAGCGGUAGAGUUGCUGCCUCACAGCACCAGAGACCCGGGUUCGAUCCUGACUAUGGGUGCUGUCUGAACGGAAUUUAUCCGUUCUCCCCGUGACCUGCGUGGGUUUUCUCCGGGUGCUCCGGUUUACCCCCCACACUCCAAAGACGUGCAGUUUGUAGGUUAAUUGGCUUUGGUAAAAAUUGUAAAUUGUCCCUAGUGUGUGUAGGACAGUGUUAGUGUUUGGGGUGAUCGUUGGUCGGCGCGGACUCGGUGGGCCAAAGAACUGUGUCUCUCAACUAUACUAAA